Balearica regulorum gibbericeps (East African grey crowned-crane) is the source of this 505-nucleotide messenger RNA. The record is from RefSeq and is a predicted model, not a curated record. Lineage: Eukaryota; Metazoa; Chordata; Aves; Gruiformes; Gruidae.
AAUAAUAGAAUAUAUGUGAGUUUCGAACCCAAGAUGGCUCAGAAGAGGAACUCGAGUGGGCCGUCAUUCCUGUUGCUGCAGCUGAUUAUUAUUGUGGCCUUUGUUCAUUUAACUGUCUGUCCUUUUACAAAAGUGGAGGAAAGCUUUAACCUACAAGCUAUCCAUGAUGUGAUGUACCACCAACUGGACCUGGAUAAGUAUGACCACCAUGAAUUUCCCGGAGUUGUCCCAAGAACAUUCCUGGGACCAAUUUUUAUUGCUGCUCUUUCCAGCCCAGCUAUAUAUGUACUUUCUGUAUUAAGAAUGUCCAAGUUUUACUCCCAGCUGAUAGUCCGAGGAAGCUUGGGGCUUAGUGUGAUCUACACGUUAUGGAAGUUGCAAAAAGAAGUUAGAAAGCAGUUUGGAGCAACUACAUCAACAGUCUUCUGUCUCAUCACUGUUACUCAGUUUCAUUUGAUGUUUUACUGUACGCGAACCCUCCCUAAUGUGUUUGCGCUUCCUAUUG